Molecule: messenger RNA, 1698 nt
Organism: Ceratitis capitata (Mediterranean fruit fly)
Lineage: Eukaryota; Metazoa; Arthropoda; Insecta; Diptera; Tephritidae
Gene: tan
Exons: 8
Coding region: 445-1605 (386 amino acids)
Source: RefSeq, a predicted model, not a curated record
AUUCAUUCAGUUUAAGUAUUGCCGCCAAACGGUCUGCAGCUGUCCGGAAUCCAAGUUCAAAAAUUAUAAACAUUUCGAAAAAAAUCGAACUAAUAGUUCAACUAUCAGAAACUCAUUACAUUAGUUCGUGUCAUAAUUUGUUAGCGCCGCGUUGAGUUGAGUGACAGUAAUUAACAUCACAACUGCUCACGUUUUUUGUUUUUUUUUUUACAACAAAUAAAUAAAUAACCAUACAAAUCAUAUGCUAAUAUUUCCGUCGGUUAAAAUUAACCUAUUCGUCUACAUCUUUGCAUUUACUAUAUUCUUGGUUGUAUUCUUUAUCGGCUUUACGAUAUUUUCAUAUUACUAAAUUGUGCGCUUCACCGCUUUCUAAUCUCUGCGAUAAGCGUGUGCAAUUAGUAGUGUAUAAAAUAAACAAUUGAUAUAUAGAGUUAGUUAAAUAAAAUGACAGCUAAGAAUAUACCAAGACGUCAAGCCAUUCCAGUGCUCUACACUCGAGGCACUCAUUACGAUGUCGGUUUUGAUAUGGGAAGAACUUUUGCCUCGAUUAUCAAGAACUUUUUGCAAAUUUGCAAUCCUUUAAAUGAGUCCUACUUGCCACUGUACAAUAAGGAUGAAGGCAGAAAAGUAUAUAAUGAAACCUUGGAAAGUGUAAAGAAGUCCUUUCCGCAAUACAUUAGAGAACUGGAAGGCAUUGCUGAUGGUGCGCAAGUGGAAUUUCAUAAGCUCUUUCUACUCCAUAUGGAUGAGAUCACAGCAAUUUGUGCAAAUGGAACCGAAGCUGUUGCACCAAUCGGCUGUUCAAGUAUUAUUGUAAACAAUGAGAGCUCGCGUAUAAUCGCCCACACCGAAGAUGCACUGACAGCAACACUAAAUCAUUAUUAUUUUGUGGUGGCCCAUAUUAUUAGUGAUACGCCGCAGGGAAAGCAUAAAGUUAAAGAGGAGCGUUUCAUGUCACUCUGUUAUGCUGGCCAUCUACCCGGCUACACGAUGAACUACAAUCAUCACGGUUUGGUAUUCACAAUAAACACAUUGUCGGCGUUGCAUUUGCGUAGUGGCAAAACACCUCGCCACUUCAUCACACGCGCUCUACUCAGCGCCGAAAAUUUCGAGCAAGCACUUGCUGUGCUCAAGGAUGAGGGUGUCGGCGCCGGUGAUGGUUGUUCCAUAAAUAUGUCUUUCAUAAAUGACGAGUCUGGCAAAUGCUAUAACAUCGAAAUGGCACCUGUGCUGGAAGAUGCCACGAUAUCACAGCUCGAUAUCAAAGAGAUCUGUUGUGGUGGUCACAAUUGUCAUGCUAACAGAUACGAACGCUUGAGCACCAAAGAAGCCAAUCCAUGGUUGUUGGCAUCGAGCCAGUCACGCAUGAAUACCUUCGCCGACUAUCCACCUCCAGCCUGUAAGGAUGAUGUCACACAAAUGUUGGGCGAUUGUAGUGGUGGUGAAUAUUGUGUAUUCAAUGAAAAUGAUUCAUUGGAUGAACUCGUCAAGACAAUUGCUGUGGGUGUUUUUGAUUUAAAUGCAAAAACCAUUGCCUUAUAUUCUGAUAAUCCCAAUAAGACUAAACCACACUGUGUAUUGCCGUUAAUACUCAAAGAGAACUAAAUAUUAUAUGCAUAUGUGUGUGACUAUGCUUAAAAUAUUGUACAUAUAUGUAUGUAUUUAUGUAGAUACCUUUAGAAAUUCAAAUAUAUGUAU